Messenger RNA from Eurytemora carolleeae, 1261 nucleotides. RefSeq names its product elongation factor 1-gamma (gene eEF1gamma). Gene Ontology annotation, biological process: translational elongation. The record is from RefSeq and is a predicted model, not a curated record. Gene Ontology annotation, cellular component: cytoplasm; nucleus. Gene Ontology annotation, molecular function: translation elongation factor activity. Lineage: Eukaryota; Metazoa; Arthropoda; Copepoda; Calanoida; Temoridae.
UUUGUUCUUGGGCCUAGGCCGCCUUGUAGAUAGAGUAUAGACCUACCUACCUGCCCGGCACAUUUCUUCUAACUGUCCUUUUAGCUCAACUUUCAUCAUGGUGGCAGGGACUUUGUAUACCUAUCCCGACAAUUUCCGAGCCCAGAAGGCUUUGAUCGCCGCCAAAUACAGUGGGGCCAGCCUGACUGUGCCCGCCGACUUCGUGUUCGGGGAAUCUAACAAAACCGCCGAGUUCACCAAGAAAUUCCCCCUCGGAAAGAACAAGGUUGCUGCGGAUAGAGCAAAGGAGGAUAUUAAGGCAGCCAUGACUGCUCUAAACUCUCACCUUCUCACCAGAACCUUCUUGGUUGGAGAGCGGUUAACCGUUGCCGAUAUUUCUGUAGCUUGCACCAUGCUCAAUCUAUACAAACUGGUUCUAGAUCCUGCCUUCAGAAAACCCUUUGUGAAUGUUACCCGUUGGUUCAACACUGUAGUAAACCAGCCUCAUGCCAAGUCCGUGCUCGGCCCUGUUGUCCUCUGCACCAAAAUGGCGGAAUUUGACGCCAAGAAGUACGCCGAGUUCUCAGGAAAGGGAAAGAAGGACGAUGGUAAGAAGAAGGAAGUAAAGAAGGAAGAGAAGAAACCAGAGAAGAAAAAGGAAGUUGAGGCAGACCCCGCAGGAGAUGAUGGUCUAUCAAUGCCCGCCAAGAAGCAGGAUCCUCUUGACGCACUCCCCGCUGGAUCAUUCAACAUGGAUGAGUGGAAGAGGUUCUAUUCCAACAAUGACGAGGACCAAAGCAUCAAAUGGUUUUGGGAGAAUUUUGAUCCUGCACACUACUCUAUCUGGAAGUGUGAUUACAAGUACAAUGAUGAACUGAAAAUGGUAUUCAUGUCUAGCAAUCUUAUCGGAGCAAAAAUUUACAUAAAGAAUUUUUUUCAACAAUUUGUUUCAGGUGUUUUUGUCUGGAGAGGACAGGAUCUAGCUUUCGAAUUAUCCGAGGAUUGGCAGAUUGACUACUCAAGCUACUCCUGGAAGAAGUUGGACCCUGCUAGUGAUGAAACUAAGAAGCUUGUGACCCAAUACUGGAAGUGGGAGGGAGAAGAUGAACAGGGCAGGAAGUUUAACCAGGGCAAGAUCCUCAAGUAAAUGUGCGAGAUGUUAUCUACGCUGUGCUUCAGCGUAACUAUGGAAUGCCUCAACCAUCUAUGGGUUUUCUAAGUCCUUAAUCCUGUGUUCUUCGCCAUCUGGUGAAUUAAAUAAAUAAAUAGAACAGAUUUAUGA